ACACACCACACACUCACAUGCCGGACUUCUCCAAACUUCAGCCAUGUUUUUACAGUACUUACUUACGCUUGAUUUUAUGAGCUGGUUGAUAGGAAUUUUUCUUUUCCUGCUGCUUGUCGACAUCAUCAAGAAUAAAAAUCCAUCUAAUUUUCCGCCAGGACCUCGUCCUCUGCCAUUUGUGGGGAAUAUCUUCACUGGGCUUGACUUCAAAAACAUAGACAAACUCGCUGAGGAGUAUGGGGAGAUUUUCAGCCUGAGAUGGGGCAGUGAGAAAAUGGUGUUUAUCUCUGGAUACAAAAUGGUGAAGGAGGCCCUCGUCACUCAGCUAGACAGCUUUACUGACCGUCCUAUCAUCCCUCUGUUUCAUAAAGUCUUCAAAGGAAUUGGUAUCUCCCUCAGUAACGGGUACCUGUGGAAGAUGCAGAGAAAGUUUGCCAACACACACCUGCGGCAUUUUGGUGAGGCAAAGAAGAAUCUUGAGCUGAGUAUCCAGCAGGAGAGUGUCUUUCUGUGUGAAGCUUUCAAAGAGGAAAAAGAUCCUUUUGACCCUCAGUUCUACGUGAACAACGCCGUCUCAAACAUCAUCUCUGCUCUAGUAUUUGGCCAUCGCUUUGAAUAUCAUGAUGAGCGUUUCCUUACUGUCUUGCGACAGGAUGCUGAAGCCAUCCUAUUGGCAGGUUCUGCACGGGCUCAGCUGUACAACGCCUUUCCACGUCUCUUUGAAUAUGUUCCUGGCCCUCACCAGAAGAUUUUUGCUAACUAUGGCAAAAUUAUAGAUUUCCUAACUGAUGAAAUCAGAAAGCACAAGGAGGACUUUGAUCCCUCAGACCCACGGGACUUCAUAGAUGCUUACCUGGUAGAAAUGGAGAAGAAAAACAGUGACCCUGAAGCUGGCUUUAACAUUGAGACAUUAGUAAUGGCUACACUGGACAUGUUUGAGGCAGGGACAGAAACCGUGGCCACAACGAUACGGUGGGGUCUCUUCUUCAUGAUGAAAUACCCAGAGAUACAGACGAAGGUACAAGAGGAGAUAAACAGAGUGAUCGGGCAGUCACGUCAACCCUGCAUGACUGACAAACCCAACAUGCCCUACACUGACGCGGUCAUCCAUGAGAUACAAAGAGCAGGCAACACUGUGCCUCUGGGUUUCCCUAAAAGUGCCAGUAAAGAUGUAACACUGGGAGGAUACUUCAUACCAAAGGGCACUGCAGUGACUACAAACCUGUCAUCUGUGCUUAGCGACAAGACCGAGUGGGAAACACCGAACACAUUUAACCCAGGACACUUUCUUGAUGAUCAAGGCCAAUUCCGCAAGAGAGAGGCCUUUCUACCCUUUUCAGCAGGUAGGAGGGUGUGUGUAGGGGAACCGCUGGCGCAUAUGGAGCUCUUCUUGUUCUUCACCUCACUUCUACAACGCUUUACAUUCACCCCAGGCCCAGGAGAGAAGCUGAGCCUGGAGGGCCUGCUGGGUUUCACAUACGCCCCCAGCCCUUACCUCAUGUGUGUGAUUCCACGCUGAACUCCCAUACACAAAAAAAGAUAUACUGACAAAAAGGAUAAAUUUAAGGUUUAUAUAUAUAUAUAUAUAUAUAUACACACCCCGGAGAAGCGGAAGAU
Messenger RNA from Pygocentrus nattereri (red-bellied piranha), 1617 nucleotides. RefSeq names its product cytochrome P450 2J2-like. Gene Ontology annotation, biological process: xenobiotic metabolic process. The record is from RefSeq and is a predicted model, not a curated record. The transcript is spliced from 9 exons. Gene Ontology annotation, molecular function: oxidoreductase activity, acting on paired donors, with incorporation or reduction of molecular oxygen, reduced flavin or flavoprotein as one donor, and incorporation of one atom of oxygen; heme binding; iron ion binding. NCBI's taxonomy places the organism in Eukaryota, Metazoa, Chordata, Actinopteri, Characiformes, Serrasalmidae. Gene Ontology annotation, cellular component: cytoplasm; intracellular membrane-bounded organelle. The coding region runs from base 44 to 1519 and encodes 491 amino acids.